CGCGCGGCGCGGGCAGCAGCAGCAGCAGGUCAUGGCGCAGCAGUGUGAGCCGCGGCGGAGCCGGGCGCUCCUGGCCCUGCUGGUUUCUCUCCUCCUCUCCGGGGCCGAGGCGGCCGGCAGAGACCUGGACAUCCACGAGAGCACCAUUGACAGUGUGGCCAGGAACAGGAAUGGAGCCGACUCUUCUGUCCUGAGCGGUCCCAGACAGCAGGAUUCUGAGGACCUCUCUGGCGAGAUCUUGAGCUAUGAAGAAUACUGUGUCCCGAAGGCGGUCACGGGGCCCUGCCGGGCAGCCUUCCCUCGCUGGUACUACGACCAGGAGAAGAGCUCCUGCGACAGGUUCAUCUUUGGCGGGUGCCACGGCAACAAGAACAACCACCUCUCCCAGGAGGAGUGCAUGCAGCGCUGCUCGGGCAAGCAGAUGCAUCCUGUUCUGACGCCUGGGACAAAAGCUGUGGUCCUGGUGGGGCUGUUCCUGAUGGUGCUGAUCCUUCUCCUGGGAGCCUCUGUGGUUUGCCUGGUGCGUGUGGCGCGCAGGAGGCAGGAGCGCGCGCUCCGGACCGUUUGGAGCACUGGAGAUGACAAGGAGCAGCUGGUGAAGAACACUUACGUCAUGUGAAAU
Acomys russatus (golden spiny mouse) is the source of this 622-nucleotide messenger RNA. RefSeq names its product serine peptidase inhibitor, Kunitz type 2 (gene Spint2). The transcript is spliced from 6 exons. The record is from RefSeq and is a predicted model, not a curated record. Gene Ontology annotation, molecular function: serine-type endopeptidase inhibitor activity. The coding region runs from base 32 to 619 and encodes 195 amino acids. Lineage: Eukaryota; Metazoa; Chordata; Mammalia; Rodentia; Muridae.